AGGCGCUUUGCUCAAGCCUGGCCGGGCAGUAGACAUCAAGUUUGUUUUGGCUGCUUCGUGACCAUUUCAUUUGUGCACCACCAUGGUGGAGAUGCAGCCAGGCAUUUGCAAGCUGGAGUUCGCAAUGGGCUCGCACGGGCUUUCAUGGCGGGCAGGCUCAACUGAGGUGGAGAGGGUUUCAUGUCAGGCACGUUUGCUCGGGGUGAAGCCUGGCUGGUCCAUCAGUAUGAUUGAUGGCAUCCCGAUCGAGACUAGUUAUCAAGCGUGGAAUGAGCUGAUGAGAUGCAAGAAGUCCGGCAAGAAGUACCAGGUCUACUUCACGAAGGAUGAGGCCUCAAUUCGUGACGAUCAAGCAAAAGCCGAAGCAGAGAGAGCCAGGAAAGCAAAACAGGAAGAGGAGAGAAAGAAACGGGAGGAGAUUGAGCGGAAGAUCCGUGAGGAAGCUGAGAAGAAGCGCGCCGACGAGAUUGCAUCCAAGAAGCAGGAGUACUGGGACAAGCAACAGGCAACCCAAGAGGCUGAGGCCGAAGCAGUUGAGGGUGCAGAGCCAAAGGAAGGUGUUGAGGCAGCUGCAGCGGAGGUGGUGGAGGGUGAGGAGGCCCCGGCGGAAGCGGCCGAAGCGGCUGAUGCAGAAGCCCCCCCAGCGGAAGCACCAGCUGAAGAUGCGGCUUAGGUCGACCGGUCGAGAUCGGGCCGAAUAUAGAGCCUAGAGGAAGACAAGGUGAUGACCUAAGGAUGACCCAAUAGGAAUCCUU
This is a messenger RNA of Durusdinium trenchii, 755 nucleotides long. Lineage: Eukaryota; Dinophyceae; Suessiales; Symbiodiniaceae. The record is from the annotation of a GenBank genome assembly.